AAUGGUCAAGUCAAUUACGAUGACCAAUAUUAACGAUGUUAAUGGUGAAAGUGAUUCAGUGAAAAGUUAUUAUGAUUAUCAAUGUGAUUAUCCAUCAACCAAUACAACCACAACAACGACAACAACGGUUACAACACCUCCACCUCCUUCAUCAGUUGUACCAUCAACACAACAACAACAACAACAACCACCAACUGCACCUUCAGCACCAACAUCAUCAUCAUCAUCACCAAUUUAUGGUUCAACAAUAACAACAACAACACCAAAUGUAACAAACAGUACAAAUGAUGUUGUAAUUACCAAUGGCGGAGGUGGGGGUGGAAAUCAUCAUCAUUAUCAUGAUGAAAGUUACCUGGAAACAUCAACCGGAAGCUACAGAUUUGAUUUAAAACCAACGGAAGGUGUGGAGGGUCAACACAUUCCGAGCGAUAAUUGUAACACAAUUUACAAUCAGCAUCACCAUUUAAAUCAUCAUCUAAAUCAUCAGCAGCAACCAUUAUUAUUACAUCAACAUCAUCAUCUUCAACAGCAACAACAAGAACAUCAUAUGUCACAUCUUCAACAUAAUCAACAUCAACAUCAACACCAACAAUCUGUUCACCAUCAACUUCACCCUCAUCAACAACAACCCCAACCACAGCACCAACAUUACCUUCCUCCUCAACAUUUACAAGCCCAACAGCAGCAACAACAACAACAACAACAAUCACCAACACACAUCACCUUUACAUCCUCAUCAUCCUCAUCAACAAUAUUAUGAGACUCAAAGUGUCACCGGUGUCGGUGGUGGUGGAGGUGGUGGAUUACCAAUUGAUACUAAUGUUGUCGGUUCUCUUGUUGUUGGUCAACAUGUCGUACCCUCAAUGACCCCACCAGGAGUAACUACUCUUCACCAUUUAACACCUUCUGGUCUUCUAACUCAUCAUCCAUCGCCUCAUUCUCAUCUUUCACCAUCGAUUCCUGUUCAUCAUCCCAGUGUCUCUUCAUCAUCUUCACCCGCCUUCUCAAUGAGACGAACCCCUCACCAACAACAGCUAAUCAACAACAACAACAAAAACUACCAAUUCUCAAUUACAUGAUAUUAAACCAGUGAUUAAUGAUCCACCUUCACCCUCGGGCUGUGCAAUCUCAGUUUCUCUUUCGGUAGAUAUGACUGAUUCAAGUGCAUCAGCAAAUUCAGCAGCGACAACAGCCUUCGAUGUAAAUUAUGGUAACGGAUUUAAUGGAUCGCCUUAUAUUAACCAUUUACCAACUCACUUUCACCAUCCUCAUCAUCAUCAAGUCCACCGUCCACAUCAUCAUCAUCAUCCACAUCAACAUUUUCAUCACCAUCCGUACCAUCCUUCAAGCCGUACCAAUUUUAACACUCGUAGUCCCGUCAGUCAACAUGUACAUACAUACCCAUGGAUGAAUGUUAAACGGAAUGUACCCAAAAUAAAUAAUAAUAAUAAUAACAACAACAAUAAUAAUAAUAAAACAAACGACUAUGGUUACAAUGGCUCAUCUCCGGGCUCAGUGGGCAAUGGUUCAAUCACCGGUUUACUUGGUUCCUCUCCGGGCCUUGGUGUUGGUAAUGGUUUAGAUGUUAACGGAGUGGAUGGAGGGCGAACUGGACGUGGUUCCAAUGGUAUUGUAGGUGGGGGUAAUAGUCUUGGUUCCAAUGGUAGUAAUAGUAGCAGUGGAAGCUCUGGUAGCGUUGGUGGUGGUGGUGGAGGAGGAGGAGGUUUGGGUAGUAGUGCAUGUGAUGUCCUAAACUCUUCGGGUGGCCCAGGAUCAGCUGGAUCGGCAAGUAAUACUGGACGAACCAAUUUUACGACAAAACAAUUAACCGAAUUAGAGAAAGAGUUUCAUUAUAAUAAAUAUUUAACUCGUGCUCGUCGUAUUGAAAUAGCCCAAGCUCUUGGUCUUAAUGAGACUCAGGUAAAAAUUUGGUUCCAAAAUAGACGAAUGAAACAAAAGAAGCGACAAAAAGAGGGACUUAUAUCAGCUGAUACAUCGACACCACCACCAUCAUCGGGAGUAUCAACGGCUAAUGGAAACGGAUUAUCACUAUCAUCACCAUCACCAUCACCAUUGUCAUCAUCAACACCACCAAAUUAUCACUAUCAUCAUCAUCAUCACUAUCAUCGAUACUUUCACCAUCAAUAUCAACAGCGACACAUGAUAAUCAAUGAUUUCAACAUGACUGACAUACAAUAAAUCCCUCAAAAGAGAUGACUAAAUGAUUGGAUUAUCUCACCCUGACCUACCAUCAUCCACUCAACAACAACAACUGGAAUACACCUAAAUUGCCAUUGACCCACCCAAACAACUCACACACACACACAAACACAAAACUAUUCAAAGAAGCAAAAAAUCACCAAGAAUCACAAUUAAAGUAAAUGAUUGGUGUUAAAACCUAAAUUCAUCACCAAAAGGACAAACAAGCAACAAAAAUAAAAGGAAACGGAAACGAUGAGUAUGAUAACCCUUAGGAGGAUGAUUAUGAUUAUGAUUAUGAUUAUGAUGAUGAAGAUGAAGAUGAUGAAUACGAAUGAUGCACAUUAUCCUCUCUCUCUCUCUCUCCUCCCCCUUCCUCUCCUACCUGGUGGGCUAAUUAUCAUCACAAUUUGGAUUGUUAUCUAUUCUAUUCUUAUUCUAAUUCUAUACAUACUGAUAAAUAUACAACAAAAUGCUAUAUAUAAAUAUAUAUAUAUUAAUAUUGUAAUAAUAAUACGCAAAGGUGACCACAAGAAUCACAAUGAAGAAAAAAAAAAAAAGUUCGAAAAAAAAAUCAA
This is a messenger RNA of Panonychus citri (citrus red mite), 2777 nucleotides long. RefSeq names its product homeotic protein labial-like. Lineage: Eukaryota; Metazoa; Arthropoda; Arachnida; Trombidiformes; Tetranychidae. The record is from RefSeq and is a predicted model, not a curated record. Bases 1150 to 2199 code for a protein of 349 amino acids. Gene Ontology annotation, cellular component: nucleus. The transcript has 4 exons. Gene Ontology annotation, biological process: regulation of transcription by RNA polymerase II. Gene Ontology annotation, molecular function: DNA-binding transcription factor activity, RNA polymerase II-specific; RNA polymerase II cis-regulatory region sequence-specific DNA binding.